UCAAUCAUAUGACCUCCUGUAGUUAGAUAUACAAGGAGAGCUUUUGCCUCUUCUUUCCACAAUAAUCAACCUUCUACAUAUAUACAUUUGAACCUAUAUAGCAUCAACCCCAAAACCAUUGUGAACCCCGUUUUCUUUAUAAGUGACAUAUUACAAUGUAAUCUAAUUCAGCUUUCUCUUCCAAUUCCCUCCUCACAGCGUGCUAUCGGGACGCACGUAUCUCGACCUACCACUUUUACAGUAUCACUCAUCUCGAUUAUAAUCCGUUACGCUGCGACGGAAACAGCAUCGAUGAUAAUUACGGCGGUGCUUACGUCUGGAAUGGGCCCUUUGGAUGUAUUGAAUAUAUGCUUUAUGCGGUUGAUAGUGGAUCAGGAAGCAGUACUUGCAGCUGUUCUGAGGAUGGAUGCACCCCAGAUAUAGUCCGGCAUGUUCUGCUGAUGGGACUUGUGAUAGUACACGGAAGUCUGCAGCGCCGAGCUCCGCAGCUUUUAUUGUUGGAAGAGCCAUCUCGGGAAUUGGCGUCUUUAAUGGAGCUGUAAGUAGACAUAACUUUGUCAUUUUCCGCCAGCCUCAGCUAUUGAAAUAUGUCCUUAAAUUAUUUGUAUUAUUCACGCAGUGCCACUACAAAAGCGCCACAGGUUGUCGGGCCUGUUUCGACGCCAUCUUUAGAGUUGCACCAGUAGUGGGUCCUCUAGUAAGGGAGCCUUAACCUCGAAAGUGACCUGGAGAUGGUGUUUUAUAUCAAUGCUCCCGUUGGUGGUGUAGCAGUUGUCAUCAUGCACUCUGCCUCAACGUUCCUGACCAAGAUAACACCAAGCUAGCUUUGAUAGAUAAACUUUCGCCCCUGGAUGUCAUUGGCAACAUGGUCCUAAUACCUGGAGUAGUUUGUCUUCUUUUAGCUCUCCAAUGGGGAGACCAGACGUAUGCUGUGAUUGAGCGGUAUCCUCUUUUGCGUUUCCUUAUUUAUUGACCAUCAGUAGUGGGAAAAUGGACGAGUUAUAGCUUUGCUAGUUCUCAUGGCCGUAGGUUUGUGGCUUUUAUUGCCGUUCAAAUACUACUUCCAAACACGGCCACGAUACCUCCGCGUAUUGCUAAUCAGUAGAGUAUUAUUGCUGGCUUCUUGGCAACUAUCUUCACAGGCUCUUCGCAAUAUGUGUGUAGUAAAAAGUCACUAGUACUGUAUUAUCUUAGAAGCUAACCUUUCGUGUAGUAUACUUCCUACCAAUUUGGUUUCAAGCCAUAGGUGGAGUCUUUGCAGUAGACUCUGGCACCCGGUUGCUGCAUUUGAUGUUAGCAACAGUGCUUGCGACGAUUCUUGCAGGAGUUGCAAUUCAAAAGAUUGGCUAUUAUACACCGAUCGCAAUCGCUGGUUCUUGCAUCAUGUGCGUUGGGGCUGGACUUCUUAUGACGCUGCAAAUUGACACAGGUGAGGGAAAUGGAUCGGUUAUCAAAUCCUAUACGGCUUUAGCACGGGCAUGGGUCCUCAGGCACCAAAUAUUGCUGCUCAGACCGUCCUUUCGACACAAAAUGUCUCACUUCGAGUAGCGCUCAUGUUCUUCGGCCAACUCAUGGGCGCAGCUGUACUCGUUUCCGCUGGACAGAACGUGCCAGGCACGCAACUUGUACAGAGAUUUCCCUGGGUUCGAGCCUAGUCCUAUCACCUCGAGUGGCGCCACAUCAUUUCUUAGCUCGCUUCCUGAGAAUCUACAGGAGACUGGCCUUGUAGAGUAUAAUGAAGCAUUGUGAAAGGUGUUUCAGAUUGGACUAUUAUUGUCCUGCCUUACAGCUCUUUGCACAUUGCUAUGCUGGAAGGAAAGAGUGUAAUCAAGAGGCCUAAUGCAGUCGCCGAUGACAUCCAUAACACCAGCAACGUUGGAGAGAAGGUGGCUGAUACAGAUGAAAGUGCUGCAUCAGAUCCUAGGCUGGCGGCAUAGAACCGUAAGAAAUUCUGGAUGUAUAACAUUAGCGAAAGAGUUGGCGUUCUAGACUGUCUUAUAGGAUUCCAUCGGGAUUUCAACGAUCAAUUGAAACAUGUCUGAUCAAAACGUUAAAUACAGGGCUUGAAGUGAGAGUGUUUGCAAAAUCUGUUUCUAAUAAGAACGUGAACUCUCCGAAAUGGCAAAGGAGAAAUUGACACAAUGUAGGACGGCAACGACUUUAUGCAGCGGCAUCAGACAAAUUGCAGAUUCAAGAAAUUAGAGUUGCGAAUGUGGGUUGAAUAUCUCCCUGACAAAUCAACUUAUUGCAAUCGAGAUCAUUCGUAA
Molecule: messenger RNA, 2267 nt
Organism: Sclerotinia trifoliorum
Lineage: Eukaryota; Fungi; Ascomycota; Leotiomycetes; Helotiales; Sclerotiniaceae
Source: the annotation of a GenBank genome assembly